AUGUCGCAGGACCCCCGUGCUCUGCUCCAAAAGGCGGAGAAGACGCUGGCCAGCGCGGGCGGCGGCUUCAGUUUCUUUGGCGGACGCGAGGACAAGUAUCAGAAUGCCGCGGAUCUGUUCACUCAGGCAGCCAACGCCUUCAAGAUGCAGAACCAAAACGUCGAGGCUGGCAAGGCCUUCGAACAAGCCGCCCAGGUGCAAACAGCCAAGCUGAACGAGCCCGACGACGGGGCCAACUCGCUCGUCGACGCCUUCAAAGCGUACCGCAAGGACGCGCCCUCCGACGCGGUUCGCUGCUUAAAGACGGCCAUCGACAGGUACUGCCAAAAGGGCAACUUUCGAAGAGCGGCAUCGCAUAACGAGACCAUGGCCGAGGUGUACGAGACCCAGUUGGGAGAUGCCAAGACGGCCGUAGAGUGCUACGAGGCUGCUGCUACUUGGUACGAGGGAGACAAUGCCACGGCGCUCGCCAACAAGCUGUGGCUCAAGGUCGCCGACGCUGCGGCCCUCGAGGGCGACUACUACAAGGCGAUUGAGAACUUUGAAAAAGUCGCCGCGCAGUCGGUCAACAACAACCUUAUGAGGUACAGCGUCAAGGACUACUUGCUCAGGGCUGGCAUUUGCCAUCUCGCGUCGGGGGACUUGGUUGCCACCCAGCGUGCUUUGGAAAAGUACGUCGACAUGGAUCCUAGUUUCGCCUCGCAGAGGGAACAUUUGCUGCUGAGGGAUCUGUGCGAUGCUGUCGAGGCCAAGAGCCAGGAGCAGUUUACGGACAAGUUGUUCCAGUAUGACCAAAUCAGCAAGCUGGACAAGUGGAAGACGAACAUUCUGGUGAGGGUGAAGAAUGCCAUUGAAGAGGCGGAUGAUGAGUUUGCGUAG
This is a messenger RNA of Ustilaginoidea virens, 879 nucleotides long. RefSeq lists its product as uncharacterized. Gene Ontology annotation, biological process: intracellular protein transport; SNARE complex disassembly. Gene Ontology annotation, molecular function: syntaxin binding; soluble NSF attachment protein activity. The record is from RefSeq and is a predicted model, not a curated record. NCBI's taxonomy places the organism in Eukaryota, Fungi, Ascomycota, Sordariomycetes, Hypocreales, Clavicipitaceae. Bases 1 to 879 code for a protein of 292 amino acids. Gene Ontology annotation, cellular component: SNARE complex; vacuolar membrane. The transcript is spliced from 4 exons.